UCUCCAGCACACAGUUACUCCAGCUAUGACUCUGGCAAGAACGAGAGUGUUGAUCGAGGUGCAGAGGAUCUGUCACUCAACCGGGGAGAUGAGGAUGAAGAUGACCACGAUGAACAUGAGGAUUCUGAGAAAGUGAACGAGACAGAUGGCGUGGAAGCCGAGAGGCUGAAAGCGUUCAAUAUGUCUGUCAGGCUGUUUGUAGAUGAAAACUUGGACCGAAUGGUCCCAAUCUCUAAGCAGCCCAAAGAAAAGAUCCAGGCUAUCAUUGACUCAUGCAGGCGACAAUUCCCUGAGUACCAAGAGCGUGCCAGAAAACGUAUCCGUACUUACCUCAAGUCCUGCAGGCGGAUGAAAAGAAGUGGUUUUGAGAUGUCUCGACCUAUUCCUUCCCACCUUACUUCAGCAGUUGCAGAGAGUAUCUUGGCUUCAGCCUGUGAAAGCGAGAGUAGAAAUGCUGCCAAGAGGAUGCGCCUGGAGAAAGCACAGGAUGAAGCUAUUUCUGCCGACAAACAGUGCAAGCCUGAGGCAGCCCAGGCCACCUACUCAACGUCUACUGUUCCAGGCUCACAGGAGGUAUUGUACAUCAAUGGCAAUGGUACCUACAGUUACCAUAGUUACCGAGGGCUAGGAGGAGGACUGCUAAACCUGAAUGACACUUCUAGUAGUGGACCCACGGAUCUCAGCAUGAAGAGGCAGCUGGCGACUGGCUCAGGAUCCUCUAGCAGUUCAAACUCCAGACCUCAGCUGAGUCCAACAGAAAUCAACGCUGUGAGACAGCUUGUCGCGGGGUAUCGAGAAUCUGCUGCCUUUUUAUUGCGUUCUGCAGAUGAACUGGAAAAUCUCAUUUUACAACAGAACUGAGGCCAAGGAUGUCAUAUUCACGGAGUUCUAAAUUUGCAGUUUCCACUAAUGACACUUGAUUUCCCAGCAGAGACACCCCUGGUCUUGCUGCACAAUCUUUUAAGGGAAACACUUCCAUCAUGCCACCUCGUCCUUCAUCCAAACGCUGGUGUGUUAAGAAGCUUCAAAGGGACUCUGGCCUUGAAGUACUUGCUGCUCAACUGUGCCCAGCCUGUUGCUUUCUGUUUUAGUGUGUCAACAUAAAUAUCAUAAGCAAAUUUUUAAAAAGGCUGAAUAUUCUGAAUUCAAGGAUAAAAAUGAAGAAGCUUGUGGUAUGUAAAAAAUAGCUCAAGAUCCAACUGAAAUAUUAGUGGAAUUUUCUACUGACUCAUUGGACCAAAAGCUGAAGUAUCUGAAAACAAAAAGCCAAAUUUCUUGUUGCUACAGGAUAUGACAACAAUGAAAGGGAUCUUGUAUUUUAAAAGAAAAUGUAAUUUUUAUAAAAAGAAUACUUGUUUUUCAUUCAAAAUGGUCAUUUUUACUUUGGUAACUUUUUCAUAGGUCCUAAAAGAAAACUGUUUUUUGAGAAUCUACUGUAAGUACCCUUACCACAUCCCUUUUGCCUUCUCCUCUUUCCAAAUUCUUUCUACAAAAACACCAACACUCAAUGCUGGAAAAAACCCUUUGCCUACUUUCUUUAAGCCGUCCCAUCAGGAACUACUUCCAAGAGAUGCCUGCAUUUCUGUACUUAUGCCAGUC
Molecule: messenger RNA, 1599 nt
Organism: Cricetulus griseus (Chinese hamster)
Lineage: Eukaryota; Metazoa; Chordata; Mammalia; Rodentia; Cricetidae
Source: RefSeq, a predicted model, not a curated record